Carassius auratus (goldfish) is the source of this 3573-nucleotide messenger RNA. Its product is annotated as cAMP-dependent protein kinase catalytic subunit PRKX-like. Gene Ontology annotation, biological process: protein phosphorylation. NCBI's taxonomy places the organism in Eukaryota, Metazoa, Chordata, Actinopteri, Cypriniformes, Cyprinidae. The record is from RefSeq and is a predicted model, not a curated record. The transcript is spliced from 8 exons. The coding region runs from base 975 to 2048 and encodes 357 amino acids. Gene Ontology annotation, cellular component: cAMP-dependent protein kinase complex; cytosol. Gene Ontology annotation, molecular function: ATP binding; cAMP-dependent protein kinase activity.
GCAAGUCUUUAAUAUGUGUUAAUCUGCCAUCACUGCUUUAAACAAAGGGCUCUAAUGGAGGACUGCUGCGCCUAUCUAAUUUCAGCUUUCUAGCUGUAUUUUUCAUUAGCGAACAUGUGCUUUUAUGACAUGUUCAAGAAAACAUUUUAGUAACAUUGAAUUAAUAAAUGGCCUACAUCUUAUCUGAAAGACUAAAGACUCGUGCUACAACGUGUCCUCCUCCCCCGAAAUAGUCAUGUACGUAUCGACCCAUCUCGAAUUAGUAGCCUACCCAAGGCGUGGUAACGUCUACGUUGUGUCUACAUGUGCUACAAACCACAGUGGAAAUACGUACACUCGAGCUGUCAAUCAGGAAGUGUCCCGCCUUUUCUUACGUUCGAUUGGACAUUGCAGCAACCGCUCUGCAUAUGAUUGGUUGACGGCGUUGCCUGUCAGUUUUCAAGCGUUUCUCUGCUUCCUUGCCGCUGAACGAUGUUUUGAAGGAGAAAUGGGUUCAGGUUUCUUUGAUGGGGUCGAAAGGGGGUAGUAAAUAAUUUAAAUGUCUCAUAUAUCCGGCAGUUUACAUUGAGCGACUAUCAACCAGUGUCUGUGCCGUAUCCGCGCUCCUCGUCUGGAUAACCUCCUGGAUUCGUAAGACUGAAGUUUGAAUCUUGUCCGCUGCGCUCCUGUCUUUGUUAACGUAUCGUUAGUUGUGACAGGGACGUCCGUGAUAAAGUGCAGAAUAAAAGAAAGUACAAUUUACAUUUUAACGACCGGUUUACUAGUCUUUACAGUCCUGGUAAUUGUCUGGCUACCAGGCGAUGAAAAGCAGAGGGUCACAGGCUGGUUUGUGCGAACAAAGGAUAUGUUAACUUGACCGAAACAGAUCAAUGUGUGUGUUAUCAAUAGAGCGUUUUCCAAAAGCGGAAAUUCUGGACUUGAUACCUAGAAGUGGCCAUUAAUGUGGCUAGAUUUAGAAAAUCAUACAGAAGAAGAUGGCAGCAACUAAAGGUAAAGCUGGACUACAUAAUGAAAGCCGUUCUGGUCGGGAUAGUGGCAGGACAGACGCAGGCAGUCCCACGGUAUCCGCAGCGGCCGCAUCCCUGACCACCAACAGGACCUACACACUAGAUGACCUGGACACUAUUGCCACUGUUGGUACAGGAACCUUUGGAAGGGUUUUUCUGGUGAAGGAUAAAAAGACAAGAGGUUUCUUUGCUCUGAAAGCAAUGAAAAUCCCAGAUGUGAUUCGCCUGAAGCAGGAGCAACACGUACAUAAUGAGAAAGAGGUUCUGACGGAGGUGAACCAUCCUUUCCUUGUCAGACUGUUCUGGACGCACCAUGAUGAUCGUUUCCUGUACAUGUUAAUGGAAUAUGUGAAUGGUGGUGAACUCUUCAGCUAUUUACGUAGCCGAGGGCGUUUCAGCAACAGCACUGGAAUGUUUUAUUCAGCUGAAAUUGUGUGUGCCAUUGAAUACCUUCACUCCAAAGAAAUCGUCUACAGAGAUCUGAAACCAGAGAAUAUACUACUGGACAGUGAGGGGCACAUUCGGUUGACAGAUUUCGGGUUCGCCAAAAAGCUCUCAGAAAGGACAUGGACUCUUUGUGGCACUCCUGAGUAUUUGGCUCCAGAAGUGAUCCAGAGUAAAGGUCACGGUCGAGCCGUGGACUGGUGGGCUCUGGGUAUUCUCAUCUUUGAAAUGCUUGCAGGGUAUCCACCGUUUUUUGAUGAUAAUCCCUUUGGCAUCUACCAGAAGAUCCUGGCCGGAAAGCUGGAGUUUCCACGGCAUCUGGAUUUCUAUGUAAAGGACCUAAUCAAGAAGUUUCUGGUGAUUGAUCGGGCAAGAAGGCUUGGAAACAUAAAGAAUGGAGCUGAUGAUGUGAAGAAGCACAGAUGGUUUAAGUCAGUAGACUGGGAUUCUGUGCCUUGUAGAAAACUCAAGCCACCCAUAGUUCCCAAGGUGUCUCAUGAGGGGGACACGUCUAACUUUGACACCUAUCCAGAGGAUGAGUGGAAGAAGGACACACCAGUGGCAGCUAAGGAUUUGGAAAUUUUCAAGAACUUCUGAAAGGAUCUUCUUUUGAAUGAAUAAAAAGACAGAACUGAUGACAGAUAAUGAUUAGAUAAUGAGCUGAAGUUUUAGCCUAACCAUUCAGGAGCCAUUAAAAGGUAAAAGCUGUAUUAUUAUUAUAGGCAUGUCUUGCCUGCUUGUCCUUGAGUCCUGCACACUUGAGAAAGAGAAACAGACUUUUCUUCUGGUCAUCAUUGUUGUCAUCAUAAUCAUGGUCAAAUGUUCACCAAGGAAACAGUUCAUCACUUCAACGUAUUGGAAGAUGAGCAACUUGAUUCAACACCCUAGGAGUCUCUUAUAUUAUGCAAAAUGAUUAUAUAUAUAUUAUUUUAUAUAAGCAAUAUCUGUUCAAGAUUCUGUUCAAGGUUCUUUUUGCUGGAUCAACACAAUGUCCUUUCUUUUGCCUAAACAUCUACUGUAUGGUCGUAGGUUUUGUUUUGACUUUAUACCUUAAUGUUUUUUUUUUUUUUUUUUUUUUUUUUUGCUGAAUUAGAGCUCUAAGCCUGACAAAUUUUCUUUCUAGUUAUCCAAACUUGCUAUGUUGAUCCUUUCCUCCCACAUGGUAUUGCUAUACUGUAUAACAUUUUGUAACAUUAGGCCUGUUUCACACUGCUGCGACAAAUGUGCUUUUAUACUGGAAGCAUUUCUCCUGCAUAACAAACCCACCAGUCUAUACAAAAAAUAAAUACAUACUCAAAAUAAAUAAAUGCAAAGAAUUGUAAAAUAGUCAUUAAUAUUUGAGACUACAAAAAUGUAUAGUCUGAAAUGUCAUAUACAUGUCAUUGUAGAUUGAUCCAAAAAAGUCAUUAAUCUACAGAACCCAAACUCCAAACUAUAGUGAUAAACCGUUACUUGGAUUCAUUCAUAUUAACUAAACAGAAAGUGCUGCUUGUGUGUGUGUGUGUGUGUGUGUGUGUGUGUGUGUGUGUGUGUGUGUGCGUGUGUGUGUAUUCCAGAUAGCAGGUGAAUCGUUCCCUCCCAUAUUUGAAUGGAAUACUGUAACAUGUUGAUAUUGUAUGCAAGCCCAUUUCUGCCACAAGAAAAAAAAAUGCUUUGGUAUAUCAAUUACUACAAACCCAAUUCCCAAAAAGUUGGGACACUGUACAAAUUGUGGAUAAAAACAGAAUGCAAUGAUGAAGUUUCAAAUUUCAAUAUUUUAUUCAGAAUACAACAUCGGUGACAUAUCAAAUGUUUAAACUGAGAAAAUGUAUCAUUUUAAGGGGAAAAUAAAUUUCAUGGCAUCACACUUCUCAAAAAAGUUGGGACAAGGCCAUGUUUACCACUGUGUUUCAUCCCCUCUUCUUUUUAUAACAGUCUGCAAUUGUCUGGGGACUGAGGAGACAAGUUGCUCAAGUUUAGGAAUAGGAAUGUUGUCCCAUUCUUGUCUAAUACAGGCUUCUAGUUGCUCACCUGUCUUAGGUCUUCUUUAUCGCAUCUUCCUCUUUAUGAUGCGGCAAAUGUUUUCUAUGGGAGAAAGACCUGUUUUAUGUCGAAAUGUUUUAUUUCAGAACUAUAUCUUCUG